Molecule: messenger RNA, 487 nt
Organism: Suillus fuscotomentosus
Lineage: Eukaryota; Fungi; Basidiomycota; Agaricomycetes; Boletales; Suillaceae
Exons: 1
Coding region: 86-355 (89 amino acids)
Source: RefSeq, a predicted model, not a curated record
CUCAACACAUACUAUAUCACCCAUAAGAGCACUCAUCUAGCAAGUCGUCAUUUUCCCUCAGGAAGUUCCAUCCCGCCCGAUCGUGAUGCUCACUGCCUCCAUCGCGUCCACUCUCUCACUCAGCUUGCUAAAAGCAUGCAGUGCAGUGGUUCUCUUGAUUUUGGUAGCAAGAGGUUUCGUGUGGUUGAUCAAUAUGAUGGUCGUAGCACCUAUGUUACCUAUGUUUGACCCGCUCAAGAACAUUCAGGGACCCGACGGUUCUCCGCUGCAGAACCACCUUCGUGAGGUCAUGGAGUAUGUGCAUAUCCAAUUCGAGGUCAGUCGUGAGGACACUGAGGAAGCUUUUAUCAGAUAAUCUGCCUUCAUUUCAGCCCUAGCAUAUCUUUAGAUAUGCAUGAUACAUGGGUCAAGUCGUUCGGGAAGACAUUCAGAUUUCACAGGUUCGGUAGGGUGAGUGCUUCUCGUCCUUCUUGAAAAUACUAUUAGC